This is a messenger RNA of Nylanderia fulva, 4005 nucleotides long. NCBI's taxonomy places the organism in Eukaryota, Metazoa, Arthropoda, Insecta, Hymenoptera, Formicidae. The record is from RefSeq and is a predicted model, not a curated record.
UCUCUAGUUGCUUCGUACAUCGUGCAUGCGUAAAGUCUCUCUGGUAGUGUACAUAUUUUAUCGGGAAAUAAUACCUUGAGCUCAUCGCAGGAAGAAAAGUGGAAUACGCUUUAUGUGUUGCGCAUCUACGAAUUUCUCGAAGGCAGUCACGUGAUCAAAUCCCGCCAAUUUCCUCUCCUUUUCCCGCGAUGUGCCGCAAGAACUACUUCCCGCAAAUUCGUCUCGAUGUAUCAUCAUUCAGUGUAAUUGCUCUUCAUAUAUUGAGCAUCUAUAAACAUUAGUUUGUCGAAGGCAGUCACGUGAUCAGUCGAAAGAUCCCGCCAACUUCACGUUCUUCCUUCUUUUUCUGCGAUGUGCCGCAAGAACCACUUCCCGCAAAUUCGUCUCGAUGUAUCAUCAUUCAGUGUAAUCGCUCUUCAUAUAUUGAGCAUCUAUAAACAUUAGUUUGUCGAAGGCAGUCACGUGAUCAGUCGAAAGAUCCCGCCAACUUCACGUUCUUCCUUCUUUUUCUGCGAUGUGCCGCAAGAACCACUUCCCGUAAAUUCGUCUCGAUGUAUCAUCAUUCAGUGUAAUCGCUCUUCAUAUAUUGAGCAUCUAUAAACAUUAGUUUGUCGAAGGCAGUCACGUGAUCAGUCGAAAGAUCCCGCCAACUUCACGUUCUUCCUUCUUUUUCUGCGAUGUGCCGCAAGAACUACUUCCCGCAAAUUCGUCUCGAUGUAUCAUCAUUCAGUGUAAUCGCGCUUCAUAUAUUGAGCAUCUAUAAACAUUAGUUUGUCGAAGGCAGUCACGUGAUCAGUCGAAAGAUCCCGCCAACUUCACGUUCCUCCUUCUUUUUCUGCGAUGUGCCGCAAGAACUACUUCCCGCAAAUUCGUCUCGAUGUAUCAUCAUUCAGUGUAAUCGCUCUCUAGUUUGUUGAAGGCAAUCACGUGAUCAACCGAAAGAUCCCGCCAAUUUAAUGUCCUACUCUUUCUGCUGUGCCGCAAGAAUUAUUUUCUACAAAAAUUUGUUUUGAUGUAUAUCAUCAUGCAGCGUAAUCGAUUCCUACGACUGUCAGAUUUAUACUUGCGUACGUGGCGUACGAUUCGAUGCGCGAGAGACAAUCCAAGAUUGCGGAAAGAGGAAGAAAGAGAAUUUGCAUCUACUGAAGGAAGGAAUGCGCGGUCGGCGCAGCUGCAACGAGUCAGUCGCUCAUCUUCAAGUUCUUUCUUCUAGAAAGUUCUUUUCACGCUGAGAACGUCUGCCUUGCGCAGCUUCGACCAUUAGGGGAAGCCUUCCAGCGAUUGACGCGAAGAACAUUUCUUUUCCAAGGGGAAAAAGACACGGAGCAGUGUCUUUGAAUUUGGAUCCUCUCACCGUCGCCUUUUCGCCCUCGAUUCUCGCUUUUCUUCGCUGCAAAGAUCAACAUGUGCAGUGUGUAUACAACUCCGCUGUUGUACAUGUAAUAUCGAGUGCCGAGUGAAUUUUCGUGCAAAAUUGCCGUGUUUUUCCCGUCGUUCGAAACAAUAAUAAAAUGCGCGUUGAGUGUAAGUAAUUUACGUCGGGAGUGCCGUACAAAGUGCCGUGCGAUUGUUAUUCGUUGUUAUGCGCGAUCGUAAUUAGUCGUGUUUUCGCGAGCGUUGUGUGUGAGUGUUCAAAUGUACGAGCAGCAAAGAUGACCAACAAUAGGAGUGGAGGAGGAGGCCAGAGGAGGCAUCAGGCAAUAGCGGGGCAACCGUGAGAUCAACAUGUAACUACAACUCCGCUGCUGCACGUCAUACCGAUACCAAAAUGGACGCCGAGGCAGCGUUGUUGGAAAAUUCGCCGACUUUGUCGACGAUCUCGUCGGAUUCCACGGAUGCGACGUAUUCCGGACCCGGCUCGCCCUAUUCCCCGGAAUCGCCGAUCAUUGUCACGUCCUCCUAUAAAAAAAGCGACGAUGGGGUCACGCCUAGACCAACGCCCAGGUAUCCAUCCAGGAAGCCGAGCUUCCGGAUACGACCGCCCUACCUCAUGAUCUGCAUCAGCAUCAUCGAGAUAACCGUCCACUGUCUGGGAGACGAGGCGACGUUACGGAGAUGGCUGGUCUACGAUCCCCGUCAGAGGGUGCAGGGCUGGAGGUUCGCCUCCUACAUGCUAUUGCACUCGAACGCACUUCACCUCGCACUCAACGUGGUCAUUCAGCUGGUCCUGGCCACUCCACUCGAGGUGGAACAAGGACGAAUAGGAGUAGCGACAAUCUAUCUGGGUGGUGGAGUUUGCGGCGCCUUGGGUGCGUCGCUUUUGCAACCCAGUCUUUACUUGGUCGGCGCUUCGGCAGGCGUUUACGCACUGCUCACGAGUCAUCUUGCUCACCUUUAUCUGUGCCACGGCGAGCUGCGCUACGCCGGCUGGCGUCUCGGCGCCGUGUUGCUGCUGGCCGGCGCCGACGUCGCGUCGCUUCCGAUCCCGGCGUUGCUCGGAUGCGGCCGGGUCGGCUGGGCGGCGCACGUCGCCGGCGCGCUGGCGGGUCCACUUCUGGGCCUGGCCGUGUUCCCGAAUCAGAGCAAGAAGGACGCCCGGGGCCGCAGAUUCGUGCGAUACGCGCGGCUGCUGUCAGCCGUGAGCGUGAUGCUACUGAUCGUCGGCGCCGUCCUCGGCAACGUCUACCUGAUCGCCCUGCCGCAGCUCAGGAAGCCGUCCUGACAGAGGAUCGAGAUGCUCGUCAAGCUCUGCAGGCGGUCCUUCCUGAUCGUCAAGAUCCGAGAGGCCGCCGAGAGCGUGUUCGAGUAGAGGCUCUCGCGACGAUCGGGAGAAGAAAAGGAUCUUUUGGGAUCGGAGCAUCGAGCAUCUGCCAGGUGAAUCUUUCGAAUCUCGUAAAGGUUUUGGGCUCUCAUGCAAUCAAAUCUCGUCGUCUAUUAUGGGAAAAACGCGAUCGCGCGCGAAGGUUUUUACUCCGGGAAGGGCAUCGCAUGAUCGAUACGGCGAGAUGCUUCUAAAGAGACUUUUGAGUGAAAAUUCACGUUCAAGAAGUUGACGAAAGAGAUGAGAGGAAAAUACAUAUAAUACCGAAGAUCGACGAAAUUCGUCGAACUUGUUCAUGUCACUCGCUGCCAUUUAAGAUCUCCAGACUCUCUUGUGGAGUUGCACGAUGGAAUGCGCGGUAGAAUGAUGAAAUACACUUGGAAGUGGAUAUAAAAUUGUGACUCUUCGCGUACUUUGAUAAAUUUGAUAUUACAGAGACUUUACGGGGAUAAACGUUGCGACUUUUUUACGGACUGGUCUUAAGACGUUUAAAACUGCCGAUUGCAACAUUUCGAAUUGUACAUGAGUAAUAUUUAACGAUACGCGAUUCGUAAAUCAUUUCUCGUUAAUCGUGUCAAUCUCGCUGUAUUGGCGAAAAAAGAGACUUAUGAAAGUGUGACGUGUGUGUCAUAAUAGAAAUAAGAAAAAUUAUUAAUAUACAACUUAAGGUGGUCGAAAACGAUGUGCAUUGACGCAGGUAAGUUGAGUUCAGCGAUGAAGGAAUGAACGCGCAAUUUUAUUAAUGUGAAAAGUGAAUUUAUUUAAAUAAAGAUAGGGAAACACAGGAUAUAUUGUUAUGGUUCGCGUGGUAAGAAUCACGAUUUCGAGUAUAUUAAUGCUAGUACAUCGUUGGCAAUGUUGAGAGGACAAUGGGGGAGGAUACCUUCACCCUUUCUAUUAUUCAUAUUAACGAUUUAGCGUGUAUGAGAUUAUGUAAGAAGGUGUAUAAAAAAAAAUAAAGCGAUCACACACACACACACAAUAUUAUUAACGUAAACGUGUUAUGAUAUAACGAAGAUUUUAAUAAUGGCAAGAUUAAUGUAUCGAUCGUUAAUAAAGGAAAGUUUAAUAACAAUGCGACUGACUUCGACGCGAAACUACGUAAAUUUCGAGAAUGAACCAAGUUUCGCUGUUGUAGAGAUAUGACACCGUAAUCUUGAAUGAUCAUCUUUUGACGUUAUCAGAGUUAAUGUAGAGCGAGAGGGUAAAACGGGAUGUUGCAAAAUAAAUUUCUUCACAUUAAA